Xiphophorus couchianus (Monterrey platyfish) is the source of this 3549-nucleotide messenger RNA. RefSeq names its product paired box 2b (gene pax2b). Gene Ontology annotation, molecular function: DNA-binding transcription factor activity, RNA polymerase II-specific; RNA polymerase II cis-regulatory region sequence-specific DNA binding. Bases 522 to 1685 code for a protein of 387 amino acids. The record is from RefSeq and is a predicted model, not a curated record. Lineage: Eukaryota; Metazoa; Chordata; Actinopteri; Cyprinodontiformes; Poeciliidae. Gene Ontology annotation, biological process: regulation of transcription by RNA polymerase II; anatomical structure development. The transcript is spliced from 10 exons.
GGAGGGUUGCAGCUUUUAGAACCACAGACACAGAGUAGAGGCUUCAUUCCCAGCUCCAAAAAUCCAGCCUCACGCACCCUAUUGCGCCAAGAAAGCCAGAAGCCGGCGUGUAAGCCUUUCUUCGUCCGCGAAUCGAGCCCACCAGGACUGAGGACAUAUCGGGGGGCCCUGUACGGAGAGAUUCCUGCGAAAAAAAAAGAGAGAGAAAAAAAAAAGGAACCGGGUUCGGUCGCUGGCAUGCUGUGAGAAUUACCUCCAGCUUUGAGAAGCGCUCCUUCCGUCAUGCAGUGCACCUGCAAGAAGACAUCCAGUUGACGGACCGGACUGCUGAAAAAAAAGAGAGAGAGAGAAGAGGGGGAACUUUAAGGGGAAGAAGUUGCCAUCGGAUCGGGGCUGGAGGGGGGUCCAAAUUAUAAGUCCCUCCAUCGAUUAGAAUCACAUUUUUUCUCCACAAUUCCCCCCCUCGAUAGGAAGGCGAAACGGCGACUUCAGUUGAUUAUCUGUCUUUCCUUUGCUAUCCAAUGGAUAUCCACUGCAAAGCAGACCCCUUCACGGCGAUGCACCGGCACGGAGGUGUGAACCAGCUCGGCGGGGUGUUCGUGAACGGCAGACCCCUCCCGGACGUGGUGAGGCAGCGGAUAGUGGAGCUGGCCCACCAGGGCGUCCGGCCCUGCGACAUCUCCAGACAGCUGCGGGUGAGCCACGGCUGCGUCAGCAAGAUCCUCGGCAGAUACUACGAGACUGGCAGUAUCAAGCCUGGAGUCAUUGGUGGGUCCAAACCCAAAGUGGCCACUCCGAAAGUAGUGGAAAAAAUAGCAGACUACAAGAGACAAAAUCCCACCAUGUUUGCCUGGGAGAUCAGAGACAGACUGCUGGCAGAGGGCAUCUGCGACAACGACACUGUUCCCAGCGUCUCAUCCAUUAAUAGGAUCAUCAGAACAAAGGUCCAGCAGCCUUUCCAUCCGUCUCCUGAUGGAUCAUCGCUUUCGACGCCCGGUCAUACAAUAGUACCAAACACAGUUUCCCCACCUGUAACCAGCGCCUCCAACGACCCUGCGGGAUCCUACUCCAUUAACGGGAUUUUGGGUAUUCCUCGAUCCAACGGAGAGAAGAGAAAAAGAGAUGACGAUGGUUCAGAUGGUUCUGGCCCAAACAGUGAUUCUCAGGGUAGCGUGGAGAGUUUACGGAAGCACCUAAGGGCAGACGCCUUCACCCAGCAGCAGCUGGAAGCUUUGGACCGGGUCUUUGAGCGCCCCUCGUACCCCGACGUCUUCCCCACCUCGGAUCAUGUCAAACCGGAACAGGCUAAUGAGUACUCGCUCCCUGUCCUGAAUUCCAGCCUGGACGAAGUCAAGCCCAGUUUAUCCUCUAGCGCCAACCCAGACCUGGGCCCCAGUGUGUCGCAAAGCUACCCUGUAGGCCGGGAUAUGGCAAACACGACCUUACCCGGGUAUCCCCCUCACGUUCCCCCAACAGGCCAAGGCAGCUACCCAACCUCAACACUCGCUGGAAUGGUUCCUGGGAGUGAGUUUUCGGGGAACCCCUACAGUCAUCCACAGUACACAACCUACAACGAAGCCUGGCGAUUCAGCAAUCCAGCAUUACUAAGUUCCCCUUAUUAUUAUAGUGCCGCAUCGAGAGGCUCCGCCCCUCCCACUGCUGCCACUGCCUAUGACCGUCACUAGUUACCAUGGAAACCAAAUCAACCUGCAGGACCACGGCCUCAGUCUCCAUAUUGCCCAGGUGUGAAGAACACGGUCCACCGGACACUGAGCAAAAAGUGCAUAAAAUGUCCCCGACUAACAAAAAAAUAAUAAUAAAAAAAAGACAAAAAUAGAGGAGAAUAUUCAUGGAUUCAACACAACCGCCAUCUUCUCUCAUUACAGCUUUUUUUUUAAUUCUUUUUUUUUUUUUGGACACCCAAAGCCAAAAAAAAAUAAAAGCAAAACACAAUUAUGGAACAGUGAAAGUUUGAACCCUUGGCUAAUUGCAAUGGUUUUAAAAAAAAACAGGACUCCAGACAAAAACAUCCUGAAUUUAUUUUCCCCACCUGUGGUGCCACUCUUUUAUCCAUAACAGAUCAAUACUGUACAUUCCUUUCCUCAAUGGGUCCCAGCAGGGAUACUGUCCACAGCUUGAAAUGUAUCAGCAGGGUUUUUUUUCUCCCCUUUUUUUCCCUUUUGCCAUUUGUCUCCCACUCGAAUCAAAUCGCAAUGCACAGAGAUCAAGGGAGAUGAGCAGCAACCCGCGCAGGCUGUGGCAGUUGUUUUUCAGUCCAUCUGAGCAGGCACUGACCAAACAUCCAGCAUGAGUGGAAGAGAAAAAAAAAUCAAUCGCUUUUGAUGCCGUGAGAAGAUUAGGACAUGUUUUCUGUGAGACACAAUCAAGAUGUAAAAAUGAAAAAUGAAAUAAACACCUGUUUGAAAAAUAGUGGGAACCAUGUUAUUAUAGCACCAUGGCUCACUAUUUGCAAGGUUUCCAGUUAAAAUAAUUUUUUUAUUUCAUUUUUUUAUCAUUUGUAAAGACUAAUUUGCAGACUGCUUGGCUAAUGUUUGACUUGUUCUCUUAUUUGUCAGGAAGGUAAUCAGGCAAAACCUUUUGAGUGUUUUAUUUUUGUGUUAAGUUUGCACUAUUUUGGAGGUUUGCAACACUGGACUGUGGUUAUGCAGAAAAACUAAAUGUGCAUAUUUGUUUUAUGUAAAAAAGAAAAACUGACUGUAAGCCUUAUGCGUCUCAGUCUGUAAAGGCACUUACAGUUUUACAAAGCCCAUCAUCUCACUGACUUGAUGUGCACUAUACUACUUUAUGUUCCCACUGCUUAUGUUUAAGUUCAUUAAGUCUUUGGCAUUCAACUGCAGAAGUAAGGAUAUAACAGCCAUUCCAAAUCUAAUUUGUCUGGAUUCACUCUGAUUGGAUGAUUCUGACAUCGAAAAGCAGGGUGACAAUUUCAACUAUAAAUGCCUUAAACAUGUGCUCUCCUAACUUUAACUCCCGCAUGUUUCAGGACAAGUAAUUUUUUUUUUCAGCAAAGCUGGAAUCAUUUUUCUUCUUCAUCUGUCAAGUGAAUGUAUUUGCGUUUGCCAAAGACUUAGUUAUUUUUAAUGUUAAUUUACAGGCCUCCGAUAUGCAUCAUGAGAGCAGUAUUAUUGUUAUUAUUAUUGUUACUACUAUAAUUAUUGUUAUUAGAAAAGCCCACAAUGUUCACAAGGAAAAUUAUAUGUAUAAAUUCUAUGCAGUGCAAAGAUGGUCAUCAUAUGCAUAUUCAGCUGUAAACCUAAAGGUAGGUGGAGUUUAUUUAACGUUAUGUUAUUUACAAUUUGUUCGUUUUGUAGAAGCAUUUUGUGUGUGCGUAUGCGCGUGUGUGCGUGCGAGAGGAUGAGGGUAUGAGUGGGGGCGUGCGUGCGUGUGUGUAUGUGUGUGCGAUAUGAAGACACUUCUCUGUAUAUACAGUAAGGAAAAACUGUCUUUCAUGUUCAUGGGUAUUAUCACUUUCAUUAUGCCGGUAUCACUUGUACAAUAAUAAAAGUGUCUGAAAUCUUUUAUGCAAAA